GUAACGCGUUGUCCGGCGACUACAGUCUAAUCCUUUCAAGAUAGGUUCUAACAAUCAUUUAGUAAUACAGCAAUGCGUAUGCAAUCGUAGACGGGAACGCCCUCGAAACCUUCAGUGUCACCCCUGUGCACGAGAUAACAUCAUUCAUGAUGGCGGAGAAUACAGAUGCUGCGUUCGUCAACGACAACGACCUCGAUCGAACCUUUCGUCCACGCUCCAAGUCGUCAAGAUCGAACUCGAGGGUACCACUCCUUAUCCAUAGCAAACCGGGCAACUCUGGCGCAAGUUCGCCCGGACUUGACACCGACGACGAGAACACACGGCUUCUAAACCCUACACCGAUCGACUAUCGGAGCUCAGACAACAACGCGGGUGAGAAUGAGGAACCAGAGUGGUACCGUGAGUUUGAAGGGCUGCCCUGGUGGAAACGACCUUCAAUAUACUGGCUCUUGCCACCCUUCCUUCUGUUUACAAUAGCCUUUGGCGGUGUUGUGGUGCCCAAGAUUAACCUGAUUAUGGACCUGGUCUGCGAGGAAUACUAUGCGUCGCUGGACGGCAACGGCGACCCAAUCUCAGGGCCCAUGGAUCCAGGCACAGACAGGUGUCAGAAUGACGCCGUAUCCUCUCGAUCCUCGCUCUUCCUCUUGUACGGCAGUCUAUGCUCUGGCAUACUCACAGCUAUCAUCAGUCCUAAACUCGGUGCGCUAUCAGAUCGAUUCGGCAGGAAGACUUUCAUGAUCCUGAAUACAUCCGGUGCGCUGUUCGGCGAGGUCCUUACCAUCCUAGCCGCCAAGUUCCCUGAGACUGUUCACGUAAAUUGGAUCCUGGUUGGCUACGCCUUUGAGGGUCUAUCCGGCUCAUUCACCGUGGGCAUGGCCUUGGCGCACUCGUAUGCUAGUGACUGCGUGACGCCACAGAAAAGAAGCGUAGCGUUCGCCUACUUCCAUGCUGCCUUGUUCAGCGGCAUUGCGGUGGGACCUAUUGUGGCUGGUUACAUCAUUCAGGCGCGCAUGAAGUACACUAGCAAGAUCGAUGCUGUGAUCUUCAUUUUUUACCUGGCGUUGGCGGCUCACGGCCUCUUCAUCGCAUUCCUUGUCCUCUGCAUCCCCGAGUCGCUGAGCAAGUCACGCCAGGAAGCUGCACGGGAAAAGCACAGGGAAGAGAUGGAAAGGUUGGGCCCAGCAUCGGACUGGAUCAACCAACUACGACACAUCAACUUGUUCCGGCCCCUCAAGAUCCUCUGGCCUACAGGUCCGGGCUCUUCCUCUGCUGUUCGUUGGAACCUGCUGCUUCUCGCGGCAACAGACACCAUCAUGUCUGGCGUUGCCAUGGGAGCGAUGGGUGUCAUUCUUGUCUACAUGCGCCGCCAAUUCGACUGGCAAUCGCUCGAGUCCGGACGCUUCGUCAGCAUUGUCAACGGCUGCCGUGUUGUUGCUCUUCUUGGCUUCCUGCCCCUUCUCACCUGCCUCGUGCGUGGUAAGAAUGGUGCAAUGAAGCAGCGCCAGUCUGGUACCGACCUGUUUGAUCUGUCCAUUAUCCGUGCAGCCAUAUUCUUCGACACGUUGGGCUACAUUGGGUACGCUCUCGCACCCAGCGGAGUCUUCUUUACCCUCUCUGGUGUCAUCACCGCUGUUGGAGGAAUUGGACCGCCAGCACUUGGAGCUGCUCUGACGAAGCAUGUCCCCAACGACAAAGUGGGCCAACUACUUGGCGCGACUGGAUUGUUGCACGCCAUUGCCCGGGUUGUUGGACCAACCAUCUUCAAUGGUAUUUACAGUGCAACUGCCGCAGGCUACCGACAGACUGUGUUCGUUAUUCUGGCAUCGUUGUUCGGAUUGGCGUUUUUGUGUAGCUGGUUUGUACGACCCCACGUUUACCUAGAAGACGACACCGAGCCUUCCCCAACGCGCGAUUGCUCUGCAGAUGCAUAGCACGCAUCUUCUUUCCUGCUUGGGUUGAGACACAACCAAUUGCAUGACCCUUAGAUUCAACAAUACAUGGACAGCGACAGCGUUUUCGAGGAUGCACUUGCACACAACCUGUGGGGAUAAUUCCGAGUUUGAAGCGCAGCGUAAUGUACAUACAGCAUAGCCGAACACAUACAUAAUGAUCGAUUACCUGCGCACACAUACAGUCAGGCAUUGCGCAUUUCCAU
This is a messenger RNA of Macroventuria anomochaeta, 2155 nucleotides long. Its product is annotated as MFS general substrate transporter. The record is from RefSeq and is a predicted model, not a curated record. The coding region runs from base 150 to 1931 and encodes 593 amino acids. Gene Ontology annotation, cellular component: membrane. The transcript is spliced from 2 exons. Gene Ontology annotation, biological process: transmembrane transport. NCBI's taxonomy places the organism in Eukaryota, Fungi, Ascomycota, Dothideomycetes, Pleosporales, Didymellaceae. Gene Ontology annotation, molecular function: transmembrane transporter activity.